AUGCUGUACAGCUCAAAGGCACAUUGGCCCGAAUAUAGAUUGUUUUCAUGUUCCGAGAGCUGCGGUCGAAUUCAAAUCUGCCACUCAGGGCUUAACGAGAAGAAAGAGAUACUUGAAGCACUCGAAACAGCUACAACAGAUGGUGUCUCUUGCUUUAAAACGAUUGUUGACAGUCCUCCACAGGAGGGACGCUGGGCUUUUCUUCACGAGCUUCAGUCAAUUCGUCAGGGUCUGCUGAUAUACGCAGCAUCACAAAAAGUGCUUACAGACUUGGUACAUCUUACUGGCGUUUCGUCUAAUGUGAAACCGGGAAACAGGGUUAAGCUGCUGGAUAAGUAUAAGCAAGCGGGGGAGCGCGUUUUCACUGUCAGCGCUGUAAACGAUAACCUAGUCACCCUCCAAGAUAUUGACCAUGCGGUGGACUUGAAAGACACCAUUGUCACCGGAGACCCAAUUGAAGUUGGUUUUGUUGACACAACAUUAACAAACAAAUGGAAGAAUCUUGAGCGCGAAGAUCCAGUAAUUUUUUCAAAGUUUCUAGAGUUCGCUAGCGAUCACGGGUACGGGGAGGCCCUGGAAUCUGCGAGACGGACUGCAAAACUCGGAAGCCUCUUGCAAGCCUUAGCCGAAAAUUCCGAUGUGAUUGAGAUCUUACAGAUUAUACUAAAGCAUCACGCUUUCCCCGCUUGCUUAUCUUUGAAUACCCCCAAUCUCAUGACACAAGACAGCUUACUUCUAGCGCGGCUCUUGGAAAUGUCAACGGUGGGCUCAAGGCUGAUGAGCCCAGUUGUUCAGUCGCCGCAUGAAAAUCCGGUGUCCAAGGUCAUUUUGUCACCAGGGGCGACUCCAAUGCAUACGUUAGACAAGAAUACCGCGCUGGAGGAGCAGUGCUUGGUUGGUACAUUUACUGAGCUUGGGCUCAAUGCAGCUGCCAUGGAUGGUCUCAGUUGUCGCGAGCUAUGGAGUACUGGAGAAGCACGGAAACAGAUCCCCUCGAGGCUCAUCCUGGUAAGUCAUUAUUGUUCACGUGCAAUGCUGCGUGGAGUGCAGCUUCAAAGCAAGGUGAUCAUUCAGUUUCAGACAAUUAGUUUGAAUGGUUUCGCAGAGUUGAUACCACAGAGCCUGAUGAAGCAAUGUAAUCAGACUUGCUUAGUGAAGGCAUCUUUAAGAGAAGGAUGGCUAAAUAAGAAUAUGAAGAAGCAACGGAAGAAAUACAAGCUCAGUCACCACUAUUUGAGGAUCGGAGAUGCGGUGCGCAUGACAACACAUUACUCACGGAAGGAAAUUAUUGAGCUAGAUAAAAGGGUUGCAGCGGCAUGGGAAGCGGCAAGGCUUCUCCUGGUCUCUACUGAGGAGCAAGCUGAAAAGUUGCUAGCUGCUGGCCAGCGUGGUCCUGAGUCUGCUGCCCUGGCAUCAUCGGUCGACCCCAACGAACAGGAAGGUGAAAUUCAGGGCUCGCAGUCUACCGCUGCUUCGGCGGUUGCAUCUGCAUCACCUGACACGCAAACCACAAGCUUUCUUGAGGACGGAAGAAAAAAGCAGAAGAGCAAAGCGCGCCAGCUCAGUGUAACUACGCAACUUCCACCAUUCAUUACUGGCGGCGACGUGAAUGUUAACACUUUAAAUUUCCUGGUCACAGCCCGGGUGUCCAAACGACUUUCCGAAACAGAACUAUUGAACCCAGCGCUCUUGGCUUCCGGCAUAUUUGAAGAAAUUCGCGGUUAUGUGAGUGAUGCUGGGGCAGGGCUUGAAAAUACUAAAAAGCAGAGGAACCUAGCAAAGGAUUCCGAUGUAUUCAGUGCCAUCUACAAAGUCCUAACUUGUGGAUUUGAAGGAGACCUACUGCCUCCAACCAAUGCUCCAUACGCUUCAGUAGCAUUGCAAGUUGCUGGCUUUUUGCGGGUUGAAUUGGAGGAAAGCAAAUCGUUCCCGUGGGAGAAAGUGGUACAAGCUACCGGAGAUGGUGCAUUCAAGGAGAAGCAGUAUGCGGCUGCAGCAAAGCAUCUGAAAGCAAAGGCACAAAAGUUUAUUAACCUGUUUACGCCAUGUGUGACUGUGGUGGAUGAUGCCGCUCAACUACUUAAGCUACCAGAUCGUUCGAAGACCAAAGCAAGGGUUGCCAAAAAGCUUAAAAAUGUAUUCAAGCACAGAAGGAAAACACUUGCAGCAAGCCCUGAGUUGUGCAAAAACAGCGGGGAACUGCAUCAACUCUCCCGUAUGUUGGUAACAUGGUGGGUGCAUGGUUCCGCACCACGACAAGAGGAUAAAGAAGGCCAUAAACAUCAUCGUACUGUGGCGGACACCUUCAAAAGUGCUAGGCUACUCUUUGCCUCCUUCGUCUUCCAAAAUGGCCACGAUCAGAAAAAGAUUGCAACGGAAAUAUUUCAGGCUGGCUGCGCAAAGAACAAGUUUUCCGUACCAGACGGCUGGGCUUUAAAGGCAAGCAAGCAGGACGCCGGCUCACUAGAGGUCUCCUUUGCGGAUAUCAAAAAGGGUGUUGAUGCUAGCCUGAUGUAUCUGACAGCACACUUGGGCUUCCUAGACAUUUCUGAUUGGUCACUACCAAUGAGGGCAGCCCAAGAGCUUGCCGAUGCGUGUGGGAAGCAUGCUGUGGUGCCAAUGGAUAUGUUGAUUGACUCGGCUGCCGGAAAUAUAUUGAAGAGUUACCAAUGCAUCAUUCUUCAAAAUGAAGGAAUUAAGGUUCUUACACAAGCUUUUGGCAAAAGCGCUAAAGCUGUGGAUAAAGCUUACCUCAAAUAUGUAUUCACCUUCCUUGCCAGCGUACAUGCUUGGAAAGGCUCAUCUCGUACAAAGCACGGGUCCCUUGUCGAUUUGUUCAAAAAGUAUGAGAAGACUCCGACAGAUUCGGAGAAACAAGAUGUACUGGCGCAGUGGAAUAUGAAUUUUCCAGAACUUGAAUGCCCGUGGAAGCGUAACAAAAGGAUUCAAAAGAGCAUGUUAAAAAAGGGCACUGCGUAUAAAACUCCUCAUCGUGACCUGGGCAAAGCUGCUUCCAGACUUACGGACUACCACUGCCCAGCUGAUAUAGCACUUCGCAUCGAAGACCUUUCCGGCCUAGCAAAACCUGACGAGGCACAAGGGUGUACCGGAGACUCCGCUGAAUGUAUGGCAUCCGAAUACAACGCGGAGCUCUCGUACAGCCUCUGA
This is a messenger RNA of Cyclospora cayetanensis, 3168 nucleotides long. RefSeq lists its product as uncharacterized. Lineage: Eukaryota; Apicomplexa; Conoidasida; Eucoccidiorida; Eimeriidae. The transcript has 11 exons. Bases 1 to 3168 code for a protein of 1055 amino acids. The record is from RefSeq and is a predicted model, not a curated record.